This is a messenger RNA of Haemonchus placei, 1101 nucleotides long. Lineage: Eukaryota; Metazoa; Nematoda; Chromadorea; Rhabditida; Trichostrongylidae. The record is from the annotation of a GenBank genome assembly.
AUGUCGCCACCGAAAUCGCCUGACGUGAUCCAAGAAGACUACUAUGAGCUUCUUGGUGUCGAAAAGAAGUCAAGCGAGUCUGAAAUCAAAGCUGCUUAUCGAAAAUUGGCCCUUAAGUACCAUCCAGACCGAAAUCCUGGCGAUGCGCACGCGCAAGAGCAGUUCAAAAAGAUUUCCAUAGCCUAUUCUGUCCUAAGCGAUCCCAAUAAGCGCCGACAGUACGACGUUAGCGGGCCUAGUUCUAGCCAGUUGGAUUUCGAAGGUUUCGAUGUAUCCGAACUUGGAGGUGUAGGUCGAGUUUUUGGUGCUCUUUUCAAUAAGCUAGGCGUUCCAAUUCCCACUCAGAUUGUACCAAAAGUUUUGGCCCAAGCUCGGCAGCUUUGCGAAGGAUCCGCGUGUGAUGUGGAAGCUCGACCCAUCGCACCUGGCGAGAUCAUUUCAGCCAGUAUUGCGAAACAGGAAGGCGCGUUUUAUAGUAUCGAAAUGAAAGAAGAGUACCGACAGCACGGUAUUUGCAUCGUUUGCAAGUCUUCAUCUUCAAGCAAGUUCAAGCUUGUUCUGUUUGACAAGGAAGGCGGUGUUCGAAUGAUUGAGGAAAGCCAAAAGAAAAAGUCGGCAGGUACUCAGGCGGAAAUGUUCUUUGUACCCUUUACUAUUGCAAAUCUAGGAGAAUUUGUACCUUUGAAGUUCCACAUGGAGGAUAGGGACACACCGUUGACAUUUCACUAUUUGGAUACUCUCGAAACUCAGGUUGCACAUUUACUUGAUACACGGAAGCACAUACUUUGCGUUUACGGGGAUAACUGGCUGAAUGCAGUAGAAAAAGCACUAUUGGCGAAGAAAACAGAGAUGGCGAAGUUCCAGACGGAAUACACAGAAGCUAAGAAGAAAUUCGAAGAAGCUGUUGAAAGGUUGAAGCGGGAAGACAAAGAAAUUCAAGAGAAAUUGAAAGCACGAGAAAAAGCCUAUGAAGAAGUUAUAGCCGCCAGUCAAGCAAAGUACAUAAAUCAUAACUCCUACUCUGGUGGAGGAGUGGUGAAACCGGCUUCCAAAGACGAUGUGAAUGGCUUAGAAACGUUAGGCAAGCGAAAUGUGCUAUGA